AUUGUCAAAUCUUCCUUUUCUUAAAGACAUGCUUAUUAGUAGUAUCUCUGGUCAAGCUGGAAAACAUUCCCCAUACCAAUUGGCAAAAUUUGAAGAAAUCGGGGUGUCUAAAUAUGCAAUGCAUAACGUACCCAGCCCAGGCCUAAAUAUCCGAACUGCAAACAGCUGAUUUCAGUGGGCCCACCAGGACAAGAGAGGCGAAAGUGAGACGUAGAGAAACAGUGUUAAUUAAGUUAUGAAGAUUGCUCAUCUUGAUGAUACAUCUCAGGAAAUCACAGAACAGCAGGUGACAGAGUUAUUAUUGGAAGUACGCCAUCAGACUAUACUUCACUGGAAUUAUCGACGGCUGAAAGUCUUGCCGCAGAGAGUGCUACGGGAAUGUUCUCAUAUCCAUCAGAUAUAUCUAAAGCGAAAUUUAUUAACAUCCUUACCUGAUAGCAUAGGAUGUCUCUCACAACUUACUUACUGUUACCUCCAUGGAAACAAUUUGCAGUCUUUGCCAGAUUCUAUAGGAGAGCUGGUUUCACUUCAAGUACUUGACAUUGGUAACAACAAGAUUAGAAACCUCCCAAAAACACUCGGAAAACUUCCAUCUAUACGCUCUUUAGUUGCUGUCUACAACCAGAUAACUUGCUUUCCUAAAGAACUUUGUAAUCUAAAGACAUUAUCAGUGUUAAUGCUCAGUAGAAACAACUUGAUACAUCUUCCUGAGGCUAUUGGUGGACUGACAGGCUUGCAGGGCUUAUACAUUGACCACAAUCACAUCAAGGAAUUACCUCGUUCCUUGGCUUCCCUUCCACUCCUCACCAGAAUUUCAUGUUGCUGUAAUUCAUUAACUCACCUACCAGCCUUGACUUUUAACAGCAAACCAACGGUUUUCUUUGAUGACAACCCCCAGAUAAAUUACCUUCCAUUUUCUGUGAUGCAACAACUUCGAACUGGAGAAUCGUGGGAUCCAGUUAUUUUGCAAACAUGUGGAUGUUUCCAGGAAGAAGCCAUAUUCAAUAAUUCAGUUUUUGUUUCAACCUCAGUUCCUUCAAGAAAUGGUGAUCUUAGAUGCCUUAUGCUUCCUUCACAGUUAAACAAGAUUACUACACCAAACAAGGACUUUUCAGUUCCCCCUCUGUUUGAACUGUGUUUACAUUAUGUGUGGAAGGAAAAUAUUAGGAUAUUUGCUGCUAAUUCAGCCAGAAAAACAAAUCCUAAUGUGAAAUUGGAUCACUUACCUCUCAGCUCUGUUCCUCCAAAUAUACAUGGUCUGUUGCAGGUAGGCCCUGUAGCUUAUUGUAAUUAUGCCAAGUGUGGGUGUCCAAUAUUCACCUACUGUAGCAUCAAGGUUGUGAAACUGACAGUCACAAAAAGACUGGGGGGACUGGGGAAUAUUGUGCCAACAGUUUUCUACUUUUGCUGUGACAGAUGCAACGUCAGAUAUCUGGAAGAUGUAAGAGCAAUGAAAGACAAUUUUUCUCUGUGGCUGAAUAGACAUCUGGAAAAUGCAUGCAUGGUUCAGGUACUUUAGUUUAAAAAAUGGUUAUGUUUAAAUACUAAUGAUAAUUUCAGUAGUAUACAGGUUUAUGUAUAAGCUAGUGCUUUAUAAAUGGUACUAUUGGAAUAGUUUAUACUUUUGUACAUUAACUGAUUUAUUGGAAUAUCAGUUUUUAUAUUGUUGUACAGUUUAUAUUCUCCUGUAUGCCAGCUCAUGGUUUGUUAUUCUCUAUGCCAAAUUAAUUGUACAGAUUAGUUACCAAAACAGUACUGCUAUCAAUAAAUUUUUUGUGUACAUUUUUCAA
Messenger RNA from Macrobrachium nipponense, 1790 nucleotides. Its product is annotated as leucine-rich repeat-containing protein 28-like. The transcript has 8 exons. The record is from RefSeq and is a predicted model, not a curated record. Gene Ontology annotation, molecular function: protein binding. NCBI's taxonomy places the organism in Eukaryota, Metazoa, Arthropoda, Malacostraca, Decapoda, Palaemonidae. The coding region runs from base 236 to 1519 and encodes 427 amino acids.